UGCUUCAGAUGCGUGAGAGGAGGACACAACAGAAGCUGCUUUUUGUUUCAGGGGCUGUCUUGUACUAUGUUGUCUUGUGUAAUGCGCAUGUGCAGUAGAUACCAUGAAGUUUCACCAUGAAAAGGUCACAAUGACUCUGAUAAACAUUCAGCUCUGUCAGAGCCAAAUAACUGAUGGAGGACAGAAGAGAGAGUGUGUUACAUCUGUCAUUGACUAUUUAUGGUCAUGCAUGUCAAAUAUGAAGAAAAGAGCUGCAUCAAGGUCGAGCGGGAGCAGAGCGAGUGUGUGCGCGCGUGAUUUUGUGUGUGAGCUCGUUGGCCACAAUGAAGCGCAACAUUCAGAUCAUCGAAUGGGAGGAUCUGGACAAGAGGAAGUUCUACUCUCUGGGCGUCUUCAUGACCAUGACCACACGGGCCGCUGUCUACCCCUUCACCCUGAUCCGCACCAGACUGCAGGUCCAGAAGGGGAAGUCGCUCUAUAACGGCACCUUCGACGCCUUCUGGAAGAUCCUGAAGGCCGAGGGGACACGUGGCCUUUACCGAGGGUUCAUGGUCAACACGUUCACACUGAUCUCAGGUCAGGCCUACGUCACGACCUACGAGCUGGUGAGGAAAUACGUGUCCUGCUACUCGUCCAAUAACACGAUCAAGUCUCUAGUAGCGGGCGGCGCGGCUUCGCUGGUGGCCCAAAGCAUCACAGUUCCCAUCGACGUGGUGUCCCAGCAGCUGAUGGUGCAGGGUCAGGGCUGUCAGCUCACACGCUUCAAACUCAAGCCCAGGAAGGUGACAUUUGGCCAGACCAGAGACAUUGUGGUGCAGAUUUUUCACGCCGAUGGAUUUCGGGGGUUUUAUCGUGGAUAUGUGGCGUCCCUCCUCACCUACAUCCCCAACAGCGCCAUCUGGUGGCCUUUUUAUCACUUUUACGCAGAGCGGCUCUCCAGACUGGCUCCAGUGGACUGUCCACACCUGCUCCUGCAGGCCGUGGCGGGACCGAUGGCUGCAGCCACAGCCUCCACCCUCACCAACCCCAUGGACGUGGUCCGAGCCCGAGUACAGGUCGAAGGUCGUUCGUCUGUGAUGGAGACGUUCAAGCAGCUCCUGGCUGAAGAGGGCGUGUGGGGUCUCACCAAGGGGCUGUCUGCACGCAUCAUUUCCUCCCUGCCCACGUCGGUCAUGAUCGUCAUCGGGUACGAGACACUAAAGAGACUCAGUCUGCGGCCCGAGCUGGUGGACAGCAGACACUGGUGAAAACGCACAUACCUCAGCCUUUUAUUAUUUUCACGUUUUAUGAGGACCAGGCAAUAAUUGGAGGCAAUAAAAAUCUCUCCGUUUCUGUGAACUCCGUUGAGUGCGUCCGACCCUGUAUUUUGUAGUGAGACGUCAUGAAACGCCUUAUUUAUGCUUUUCGCCCGGAAUAUGAGAUUUUGAAGUGACAGUCAUUUUGAAAUGGUGACUUUGACACGCUCUUGUCAAUCUCAAGCAGUGCUCUUCACGUCAUCUGACAGGAAGUGAGAUCAUCACAUCGGUUACAUGGUAAGAAGAUUGACAUGUAUGGCUUUUCACACUUGAAACCCUGGAUUGUUUUUAACCCUUGCAGCAAGGUUAUUAAUAUUGUUUGGAUUAGUGCUCUGUCUUCUGAAACCCAAAUAUUGUCUAAUUUUAAUAAUCCAGUUUCAUAUUUUUAAGAUUUUUAUGACUUUUACACAUGGGUAUUAAAGCUCAUGUAUAUUUAAUGAGACAAGAAUCCACUAAACAUGUAACUAGCAUUUCCUGGAGAUAUCAGUGCAUAUUAAAAUAAGGCAAUUCAUUUUGAAAGACUUGGGAAACUUGUACAUUUGCGAAUACAAAUGUACUAAUUAUAAAUUAAGCUCAGGUCUCAGCUCAGGCUGAAAAAAAUGCUGUUCAAGUGUAGUUAUUGGGAAAUUGUUAAAAUCUUUUAAAAACAUAUAAAUGAGUUUUUAAAGUGGCCUUUAACCAGGGUUAGACUUGACGUGAAAAGCCUUGUGAGAAAAGUUAGAAAGAAUCAUGUUGUGUUGAAUGAUAUUUGAGAAUCAUAUUUUGUGUUCGUAUCAUGGCUCGUCUUUAACCGUCAGCAAACAGUGUUUUGGGGCCAAAGCUUUUAGUUCAAAUGUUUUGUAAAUGU
Carassius auratus (goldfish) is the source of this 2142-nucleotide messenger RNA. Its product is annotated as solute carrier family 25 member 44-like. Gene Ontology annotation, molecular function: branched-chain amino acid transmembrane transporter activity. The coding region runs from base 324 to 1247 and encodes 307 amino acids. Lineage: Eukaryota; Metazoa; Chordata; Actinopteri; Cypriniformes; Cyprinidae. Gene Ontology annotation, cellular component: mitochondrion. The transcript is spliced from 4 exons. Gene Ontology annotation, biological process: branched-chain amino acid catabolic process; branched-chain amino acid transport; transmembrane transport. The record is from RefSeq and is a predicted model, not a curated record.